AUGGACACCCUCCGUGAAUCAUCCCUCGGCGACUUCCUCCGCCUCGUUUCCCGCAACCAGUGGCUCCGCCACCCGGAGGAGAAGCCCGACUUUGUUGUGCCACCCCAGUACGCCGGUCAGCUGCCUCUCACCACCGCGCAGACCAAUGUCAGUGAUGACACCGAUGCCCCUGCCACAACCGAGACGACCAAGAAGGGCGGAAUCCCCCAUGCCACACUCGCCGCCAACGCCGUCAUUGUGACCUGGUACGGAGACAACGACCCUGCCAACCCGCAGAACUGGAGCUUGCCCAAAAAGCUCUGGGUCCUCUUUGUCAUCAUGUUCUACACAUUUGCGGUCUACGUUGGCUCGGCGAUCUUCGCCUACGCGGUUUACGAUGCCGCCGAGUACUUUGACGUCAGUGUCACGCUUGCCACAAUCAAUGUGACGCUGUUCGUUGUUGGCUACGCCCUCGGCCCGCUUGUUCUCGCCCCACUCUCCGAGGUGGCAUCGAUUGGCCGUAACCCACCUUACAUCGUUUCGCUCGCCAUCUUUUGCAUUCUCCAGGUUCCGACUGCGCUAAGCACCAACUUUGCUGGUCUUUGCGUCCUUCGCUUCCUUGCUGGGUUUGUUGGAUCCCCGCCUCUCGCGACCGGUGGCGCAAGCAUUACCGACAUUUUCUCUCCCCAAAAAGCUGGCUACGGCAUUGGGAUCUACGGUAUCGCUGCAGGAGUUGCCCCAGCCCUCGCCCCGUCCAUUUCUGGCUUUGCUGUGAUUAGGUUUGGCUGGCGCUGGGCCUUCUGGGAGCUCCUCAUCAUGUCCGGUGCUGGUCUCGUUUGCCUCUUCGUUGGUCUUCCGGAGACCUCUGCCGACAACAUUCUUUACCGCCGCGCUCAGCGCCUCCGCAAACUCACCGGCAACGAGUUCCUCCGCUCCGAGGCCGAGCUGGCCGAGGCUGAGAAGUCGUUUGCCAGCGUCAUGCAGGAAGCCCUCGUCCGCCCCAUCGUCAUGACUCUCACCGAGCCCAUUAUUCUCGCCAUCAACCUUUACGUCGGUCUCACGUACGCCAUCCUCUACUCGUACCUCGAGAGCUACCCAGUGGUUUUCGCCGAGGGAUACGGCUGGAACCUUGGACUGGCAGGCCUUCCCUUCCUGGCUAUCACCGUCGGUGGCCUGGUCUCCUACGUCGUCUACUGCCUCUGGUCCUACUACUCCUGGGAGCCAAAGUUCGUGGCAGCCAAGGGCGAGCUUGCUCCAGAGGCCUACCUUCCGCUGAGUCUCUAUGGUGCCUUCUGCUACCCGAUCUGUCUCUUCUGGUUCGCCUGGACCGCCAACCGCACCUCGUGGGUCUCGCCAACGAUCGCCACUGGCAUCUUCGGUCUGGCCGACUGUUGGUCGUUCAUGCCCUUCCUCAACUACCUCGCUUUUGCGUACCCACGCUACGCUGCCAGUGCGCUUGCAUCCAACGACUUUGUCCGCUCCCUCAUGGGCGCCGCCAUGCCCAUUGUUUCCCGCCCCUUGUUCCACAACCUCGGCGUCGACUGGGGCAACUCUCUCUUGGCGUUCAUCACUAUUCUGUUCAUCCCAAUCCCCUUCGUGCUGGUCAAGUACGGUCCUUGGCUGCGUUCUCGCAGUCGUAUGGCCGAGAAGUACGAGUCGGAUAAUGUGCCUCGCAAGAGUGAGGGCGCUGCCGUGUAA
Molecule: messenger RNA, 1677 nt
Organism: Apiotrichum porosum
Lineage: Eukaryota; Fungi; Basidiomycota; Tremellomycetes; Trichosporonales; Trichosporonaceae
Exons: 2
Coding region: 1-1677 (558 amino acids)
Biological process (GO): xenobiotic detoxification by transmembrane export across the plasma membrane
Molecular function (GO): fluconazole transmembrane transporter activity
Source: RefSeq, a predicted model, not a curated record